GCCAAAGAACCACAAAGGCGAAAUCAAAACCAGUUUAGUUUGGCGCCGGCUUUAUUCAAAACACGUUGUGUGCGUGCUCAUAAUAAAUUGAAAUUUAAAAAAAAAAACGUUAUCAAAAAGUUCGUAGUUGACGUGAAAAAUGACUCAUUACAAAAAAGUUCGUGCGCUUUAAAAAAAUAGGUAAGAAGUUGGGGGCAGCAGAAUGCGUGAAAGUCUGCGUCGCCUGGCGUCAGAUGACGGCAUGGCAGCGCGACUGAACGCUGGCAGAGUUCGCGUCGAACUGCUCACUGGGGAACACAUUACCGUUGACGUUGAGAGAAAAGCCACGGGUGGCGAUCUCUUGGACAGGGUGUGCGAUGUUCUGGACGUGAUGGAGAAGGACUACUUCGGCCUGCUGCACGUGCAGCGCGGGGACCCCCGGGUGUGGGUGGACUUGAGGAGACGACUCUCCAAAACAUUCAGAAAUGAGCCCUGGGACGUCAGGUUCGCUGCCAAGUUCUACCCGCCAGAGCCCUGCGAGCUGAGGGAUGACCACUCUCGGUACCAGCUCGGUCUCGCCGUGAGACGGGAUCUUAUGGAAGGUCGUCUAACAUGCUCGAACAUCACAUACGCUCUACUCGCGUCGUACGUGCUCCAAUCAGAAUUGGGCGACAGGGAAGCGCGCGUGAGCACGGCCUUGAUCUCCGCGCACAACUCCGUGCCGCUCCACGUGCUCACGCCUGACCUGGAGGAUAAGGUCGACGAGUUGUACAGGAAACACAGAGGUCAAACGCCAGCAGAAGCAGAACUCAACUACCUCGAGAAUGCCAAAAAACUAGCGAUGUAUGGCGCAGAAGUGCACAGUGUGAAGGAUUCUGACGACGUGGACAUUUGCCUCGCCGUCUGCGCAGCCGGCAUCUCUGUUGUUAGAGACGGGUUCAUAAUGAACCGCUUCCCGUGGACCAAGAUCCUGAAGAUCAGCUACAACAAACGGAUCUACACCCUGAGGCUGCGAGCCGGCGAGUAUGACGAGUACGAGACCUACCUCAGCUUCAAGCUGCCUUCCACGAGCGCCAGCAAGCGGCUGUGGCGCUGCAGUGUGGAACAUCACAUGUUCUUCCGACGUGAAGAGCCAGUGAAAGUUGAGCGCAUAUCCGGGUUUCCGCGCUUCGGCUCCCGCCGCGUGUCGUGCCGCCGCACUCUGCGACAACUGCGCACCGCGCCUCCUCACAACACUCUCAUCGCUAGCUAGGGAACACCCGCCGCAUGUCGCGUCACGUAGUCACACGACAUGCCUAUUUUAUACAGGGUGUAACCAGAACGCUAGCAAAAACUUUGCCUUAUCCACCUACGAUGCGGCAUUGACUUCAAGGGACCUAUUUACGGAACGUUCGUAGACCCCUAGCGUCAGAUGUUCUAUUUGCAAUACCUAUAUUGUAAACUUUUUAAAAAAUACAGGAUUUUUAAUCGUGCUUUUUUAUGGUAACUUAUCAGUAAUUAUCAGUACUAUCACCUGUCUUCGUUUUGCUAGCAUUCUAGUUACACCCUGUAUUAUCAUCAUUAUCAGCAGAUAAACGUCCACUGGUGGACAUAGCUGUCUCUUAGGGUAUUCCACACACCACGGUUUUGCACCGCCGCCAUCCAGCCUACGACACGUUUGACGUUGUCUAUCAACGUAGUGGGAGGUCUCCCAACGUUUCGCUUUCCAAUGCGAAGUCACCAUUCUACCACCCUGGGACCAACAUGUCUAUCAAUUUUUCGAAUUAUAUACCCUGCCCAUUACUACUUCAGCUACAGAACCCUAUGCUUAGCUAUGCCGGUUACUCUGAUUCUUCUCAUUUCUGAUUUGAUCACGUAGGUUUUGCAUCGCGAAACAAUAGAAAAUUGGCACAAGUACCUAAAGAAGGCGAAAAAUGCUGAACCAUGAAAAUUAUGAUUCCGAUGCGUUAUUUAAAAACCGACCAAGUGCACAGUAUUUGAACAAUUUAUUUGUUAUAACGUAAUAAAUUAUUCGAACAGGUAAACUUAAACUCACCUAUUCACUUGUUCAAAUUCACCUGUAAAACGCAGUGCAAAAUUUCUGGAUAGUCGUAAAGACAAAUCUUUAUUUUUUUUUCAGUUUAAAACAUUUACUAAAAUGGAAAGAUAUUAUGAUUUAUGAAGUAUAAUAGGUAGAUGUUUAUCUUACAAGUGCGAUAAACAUGUUGUAAUAAAGUUAAGGUCGAGGCAGUAACUGCCUGUUAUUAUCAAUGCAAACACGGAACAUCACUUUUUCAAUGUUUCAAGCAAACAAAACUCUCCAUUCAAGGGCAAUUUACAUUAGUAAUGAAUUAACCUGUUGCUGAGUUCAGAAAAAAAUUAAAAUCUAAUCUAGUAUCUAUCUAUCAUGGUUUACUAUUUUUUUCAAUCAUUUUUAAUGUGAAAAAAGGUUCUUGUUACAAGUUUUUCUUUUAAUUUCAAUCUUAAAAAUUAGCAAGUAAUUCUGCUGGGACUGAGUUUGUUAAAAGCGGACAUGGAAACUUUAUUUAUAAUUUUUGAUAACUUAGCCCUUAACAGCGAUCUGGCUAAAGACAAUAUAGUCUAUAAGAUAGAAGGUGAUUAACUUAAAAAGUAUAUCCUAAUCGUUGAACUAUGACUACCGGCAUCGUGGAAAUGAAAAUGAGAAAUUCAACGGCCGGCAAAUAGAAUAUUCCCAACUAUGUAACAGGCCCGCUAUUUCAAAGUUUGUUUAACAUUAAUUUAUCUUUUAUGUAUACUAAAAACAUCAACAAUCUUACUAACACAUAUUAUUAUACCUAAAUGUGAAAGUUUGAAUGUUUCAUGCCAAAAUGACUGACUCAAUUAGGGUCAUCAUCAUCAGAAUGGGUGUUCUUAGCAUAUAUUAGAAAAAUCUAAGAAUUCUCACGGGGUU
Maniola jurtina (meadow brown) is the source of this 2890-nucleotide messenger RNA. Its product is annotated as protein 4.1 homolog. Gene Ontology annotation, molecular function: cytoskeletal protein binding. The coding region runs from base 203 to 1231 and encodes 342 amino acids. The transcript is spliced from 8 exons. Lineage: Eukaryota; Metazoa; Arthropoda; Insecta; Lepidoptera; Nymphalidae. Gene Ontology annotation, cellular component: cytoskeleton; plasma membrane. The record is from RefSeq and is a predicted model, not a curated record.